UUGACUGGUACUGAUCAGUAUGGUUUUCAAAAACCAGGUACUUGGGAUUAUUGUUGGACAAUUCAGAACAGUUGUGGGGAUAUUCUUUUUAAUCUCACUGAUUGGUUAUAUAUGGAGUAUGCAAAGGAUAGUGGGUGUGAUGGUUAUGACGAUUCAAAAUCAAGUUAUUAUAGAAAUGAGUUAACUUGGGAUUGUGAUCAUUAUGAAGGUUUUAAAUAUAAAACUUGUAAGGGUAAAGAUAUUUAUAAGGAUAUGGUGAUUGAUUAUUCUGAAGAAAAACGGCUUAGUGAUAUGGGCCCUGAAAGUGGUCUUUAUGUAGUUAUUGAUGCAGGUUCGCCAGUUCCACAACCGCCACCAACUGUUGCACCAGCAACCACUGCUGCUCCUGCAACCACAACCUAA
Messenger RNA from Racocetra persica, 402 nucleotides. NCBI's taxonomy places the organism in Eukaryota, Fungi, Glomeromycota, Glomeromycetes, Diversisporales, Gigasporaceae. The record is from the annotation of a GenBank genome assembly.